Tilletiaria anomala UBC 951 is the source of this 2756-nucleotide messenger RNA. RefSeq lists its product as uncharacterized. Bases 143 to 2683 code for a protein of 846 amino acids. The transcript is spliced from 6 exons. Gene Ontology annotation, molecular function: small GTPase binding; guanyl-nucleotide exchange factor activity; ubiquitin binding. Gene Ontology annotation, biological process: vesicle-mediated transport. The record is from RefSeq and is a predicted model, not a curated record. NCBI's taxonomy places the organism in Eukaryota, Fungi, Basidiomycota, Exobasidiomycetes, Georgefischeriales, Tilletiariaceae. Gene Ontology annotation, cellular component: endocytic vesicle; cytosol.
CUUGGAGAGCUCAGCGGCUUCGCCAUAAGCAUGGUGCACGGACUGACAAGUAGGGCAGACUGGGAACAGCACAGACACAGGUGAAAAGGAGUAGAGAAAGAGCCACCCUUGUCCUGCAGCGCGCAGAGAGGGCGUUCGCAAGAUGAGCAGUGCAGAGUCGACCGAGGCUGCGGGUACACUUAACGCUGUGCGACCAACGUCCGACGUACCAGAAGAGGAGCCCAGUGCUGUUGUCGAAGAAAUUGGGGAUGCUCAACUUACGCACACAAAAAAUCUAGAGGCGGGAAAAGUGCAAGCGACAAAGGGACACGAUGCACCUGCACAAGAGGUCGACAGCCUGUCGAAUCAGGCCAAAGCCCUUGAACUUGGCGGCGAGCCCAUGAACGAACAAAGGCACUGGCCCGACGAGUCAGCAGGACAAUUACUUGACGUAAACAAUGAGCCUCAAGGCGCGAAGAUCAACUCUGAUGAAAAACAGCACGGUAUCUCACAAGAGUCAGCGGCAACAGGGACGUCGAAGACCGCCAACGCAGAUAAAGCAGAACUGGCUAAGUGUGAAAGCCCUACACUACCCGAUGAAGAAGAAGCAGCGUCUGCAUCUGUACAACAGGUGCUUCCAGAGACUGAAGGACAACAACAUGAUGUGCAGGAUCCGAAGUCAGAGUCAGUAGAGCCGAUAGCUCCAUCUCCAGUGGAAAAGACUCCGCCCGCAAGUGCGCCGGAAGUGCCGCGAAAGGAUGUGGACGGCAGCUUGGAGGCAGUCGCUCAUGCUUUCGGUAAAGGGACGAGCACUCCAUCUCAUAGCAGAAGCGCAUCACCAGUGAUCAGAGCUGCAGCAGCGUCCGGGUCUGGUUCCGGGUCGAAGCGGCAGAGCGGGGACUCGUCGCGAGCGGAGAAAGCGCCGACAUCUUCAGGCAAGGAGGGAGAGGGCCGGCAGCCAAAGCGAAAGGAGAGCAUACCGAAUUCUAAGGCAGCAGAAGAGGCCCCUUUCGAUUUCAACAAGUUUCUCGAGCAGAUGAAGCACCGUGGAGCUGCCCCAGUAGGGGAAUACGUCCGAAGCUUCAUUCGCGGGUUUUCCCGCAAGCCGUAUCGGACAAAUGAUCAGAUCAAGCUUAUCAAUGACUUCCUCGCCUUCAUCCAUGAGCAGAUGGCAAACACGCCGCCGUGGUCCACGCUGUCCGGUCCCGAGUUCGACAAUGCAAAGGAGGCAAUGGAGAAGCUUGUCAUGAAUCGGCUAUACCCAUUCACUUUUUCGCCAGCUGUCGCCAAAGAGGGCAGAUGGCCUGUGCAGACUGACGACCUGGAACGAGAUUCAGUGCUGAACCAAAAGAUGAGACUGUUCGAGUGGGUCAAGGAAGAGCAUCUUGAUGUGCCGACAGGAGAGCACUCUCGUGGCUUUGUAGAGUUUGGCGUGACCGAGCUACUCAAAAUCAACCAUUACAAAGCUCCUCGAGAUAAACUUAUCUGCGUUCUAAACUGCAGCAAGGUCAUCUUUGGAUUGAUCCGACAUUUGUAUCAAGGCGAGGACGCAGACACGUUCUUACCUAUUCUCAUCUUCAUCGUCCUGCGCGCAAGGCCGGAGCAUCUCAUUUCAAAUGUCGAGUACAUCAAUCGGUUCCGAAGUCCCGAGCGCUUAUCGAGCGAAUCCGGGUACUAUCUCUCCAGCCUGAUGGGUGCAAUUUCUUUCAUUGAGCAGAUGGAAUUCUCAAGCUUCUCAAACUUGACGCAAGAAGACUUUGAGAGGAACAUCGAGGUGGCCGCUGCAAGGCUAGCAGAAGAGAGCAAGGAGAUGGACCGAAGAGAGCGUUCCGCCUCUGAUGGCGGCCAUGGGGAUGGGGUGGGCGAAGAAGAAGCACGAUCGAUUGGACUGACCCCUGUAGCGGCGGCGCUAGCGGACGAUACUCGAGCUUUCUUGCAACGUACUGGCGAGGCCGCACGCUUAGGUAUGAGCAAGCCCAUUGGCGUGAUCGGGCGCUUUUUAAGUGAAGCGACAGACGGGAUACGAACGCCUUCGAGCGUGGGAACGGCGAGUGGCUCAGGCAGCGAAUCCGGUCGAGAAUCACCGCCACAAAGGGUCACGCUCGCGCCUUUCCCACCAGACACUCCAAAAAGUGGCUUGCUUGGAAUGAGCACAAGUGAGAGCUCCCAGGUGGCCAGGGACGGGAGCGCAGCCGAGAGACUCAGCGGCUUCAGCUUCGGGUCAUGGCGUGGCAGCCGCCCUCCGGACGGCGGUGGCGAGCAGCCGCAGUUCGGGCCCCAGACGCCGACAUCCGCUCAUUCUAGCACUGGACACGGAAACUCUCAGCAACCUGCUGCGGCUCGGCGUUCGUGGCUCGGCGCUCCGGCACAAUUGCUCGCCGACACGCCAUGUGGCGACAGUCCCGCUUCAUUCGCCUUGAGCUUUGGCGACGGCAGGGCGCCGGAUUCACCAAGCGUUCGCUUGGCAGACGCUGGUCGAAACCCUCAAGUGCACACAGCAUCUCUGGGUUGGGAGAUGAGUGCCGGUGAUCUGGCGGACAUAUCAGCACAGGCGGAACGCGUGUACCGUGACAAGAUGGACGCAGCAGUUGAGACACUCAAGGGGAUCUUUCCCGAGACCGAGCACGAUGUCUGCAUGAUGGUGCUUGAAAGCUGCAAUGGCGAUGUGCAAGCAGCUAUUGACAGACUGCUUGAGAUGUCUUGAGCGGGUCGGCAGCCAUGAUGUAGUCGUGGCGCCAUGCAGCAACUUUCACUAAGCAAUAGAUGACAGCCUAGAG